CUUACUUAUCGAUAAACUGCCAAGCUAAACUAAUAAUUUGUAAUAAUUAUUUUAUUUGGCAAACGGAGCGCCGUUGCUGAUGUUGGGCUAUCUACAGGGAUUGAGAGGCGCCGGCUCGGGAUCGGAGCAGAUGCCCGGUGACAUCUACAACGAACUCUUUGCGGAUGUCCUUCUGGCGGCCAAGGGAAACGGAUGUAAGACCAAGGAACAAGAUAAAUCCACGGGUUUCUCCAUGCUGCGGAGCUUCGAUGCCGAGGCCAGCAAUCAAUUGGAGCCGCCGGCGGCCACGGAUGCGGAUGUUUGGAUCUUUGGCUACGGGUCCUUGGUGUGGAAGGCCGAUUUCCCAUACAUAGACCGUCGGCGCGGCUUUGUUGGGGGCUACAAACGUCGUUUUUACCAGCACAGCAUCGAUCACCGCGGAAUUCCCGAGCGUCCUGGCCGCGUGGUCACUCUGCUGCCGGGUGAUUCCGGCCGGGACCGCGUCUACGGCGUUGCAUAUCGCAUUGCGGCCAGUCAGAAGGGAGCCGUGCUCGAUCAUCUGGAUUACCGGGAGAAGAAUGGCUAUGAGAGGUGCAGCCUGGAGUUUCAUGGAUACCCAACUACUGCCGCUGGCGGCGUAGAACCCAUCCAGGUGAUCAUGUACGUCGCCACACAGGCGAACGACUCCUAUGCCGGAGAUGUGUGGCAAGUGCCCUGCAUCGCCAAGCAAAUCUUUUGCUCGGCUGGGCCCAGUGGCCCCAAUCGCGAGUACCUGUUCAACCUGGCCGCCGCCAUGGAGCAGCUUUUCCCCGGUGCCGUGGACGAGCACCUGGAGGAGCUAGUGGCCUGCGUGAGACGUCACAUUGCCGAGGAUGAGGACAACUUAAUGCGGCACGCCGUGUUGCAGGAAAUAUCCGCAAUUCUCCAAGAGGAGCAGCUGCCGGAGCAGGCUAAGCAGCUGGAGAAGCUUCUGGAGCGUUGCCAGCAGCCUGGCGGACGCGAGUGGUUGCUGCACGGGGCCCUGCAGUCCAGGAGUGAGUCGUGACCCCCACCGUUUCACUAGCAUAUGACUAUUUAUUGUAAAUACCAACGUGUAUGAUGGUUUUUGAAGGUGCACCAUUCCAAAUAGACCAAUUGUAAUGACGUGUUACUCCUGAGUCCUGACCAUUAGAAGUAAUCACAAUUGCAAUUAAAAAUCAACAAGCUUAUGACAAUGACUUUAAAAAAUAUGUAAUAAAAAAAACCUAACAAGAUAUUCUUCGGAAUGAAUAAAACCACAAAUGCGAUUGGUUUUAAAACUACAAAA
This is a messenger RNA of Drosophila elegans, 1285 nucleotides long. RefSeq names its product putative glutathione-specific gamma-glutamylcyclotransferase 2. Gene Ontology annotation, cellular component: cytoplasm. Gene Ontology annotation, biological process: glutathione catabolic process. The transcript has a single exon. The coding region runs from base 80 to 1024 and encodes 314 amino acids. NCBI's taxonomy places the organism in Eukaryota, Metazoa, Arthropoda, Insecta, Diptera, Drosophilidae. Gene Ontology annotation, molecular function: glutathione specific gamma-glutamylcyclotransferase activity; gamma-glutamylcyclotransferase activity. The record is from RefSeq and is a predicted model, not a curated record.